Molecule: messenger RNA, 2129 nt
Organism: Periophthalmus magnuspinnatus
Lineage: Eukaryota; Metazoa; Chordata; Actinopteri; Gobiiformes; Gobiidae
Gene: mlphb
Product: melanophilin b
Exons: 16
Coding region: 129-1904 (591 amino acids)
Biological process (GO): intracellular protein transport
Cellular component (GO): cortical actin cytoskeleton
Molecular function (GO): actin binding; myosin binding; small GTPase binding
Source: RefSeq, a predicted model, not a curated record
UUCUGCCCUGCAGUCAGUCUGUUGGUCUGUCUCCAGAAACAGAGCCCUGGGGAUAUAAGUCAACAACAAGCCGCUGAGAGCUGAAGAGCAGGGCACAGACUGGAGAUCUCGUAGGUUGAGGGUUCAAGAUGCCUGGCUCAGUGACCACAGGGAAGAAGCUGGACCUGUCCAAGCUGACAGACGAGGAGGCCAAACACGUGUGGGAGGUGGUGCAGAGAGACUUCAACCUGAGGAAGAAGGAGGAGGACAGGCUCGGAGAAUUGAAGACUAAGAUUGAGAAGGAGGACACGAAGAGGGAGCUGCUUCACCAGACCCCCCUCACAGAGUCCUACUGUAUCCGCUGUCUCAAACCGUUCAAGUUCCUGGUCAUCAACAAAGUCCAGUGUUUGGACUGUGCCCUGUCUGUGUGCAAGAGCUGCAGCCACUACAGCAAGAAGGAGCAGGGCUGGGUCUGCCACCCCUGCCACAUGACCAGGGUGCUGAAGAUCGGUACAUUGGAGUGGUACCAUGAAAACGUGCGUGCCCGGUUCAAGCGCUUCGGGAGUGCAAAGGUCAUGAGGUCACUGUUCAAAAGACUGAAUGGAGAGCCCAGUGGAUCAGAGAGUGAACUGAGAGGACCCAGUGACUAUGACACGAGGAGCAUGCCAGACACAGGUGGAUUUGAGGACAACAGCAUUGAUCAGUCAGACGGACAGCACUACAAAGAGAUGAAAAAGCCAAAGCGCCGCCUCACAGUGGACCCCAUAGAGCUAGGCUUGGGCUUUGACUAUCUGAGUGAAUCCAGAGGACGAUAUUAUCAGGCCCACAGCCCCAGUUAUAGUGUGAGUGAAAUGGGGAAGAGAAUGAACGACAACAAUGGACUGGACUACAGCCAGGGGGUGGAGUCUGCGAUCAGCCCGCAUCAAGAUGAGUUGGUGUACUCGGAGGCCUCUGCUCCUUCCCGCUCCGUGUCCCGUCUCAGUUACUCAUCCUGUGGCAGUGGGAGUGCAGGGGGCCCCAGGAGCUCCAGGUUUCUCCCAGGAGCAGAGGACUCAGAGGAGGAUGAACACUUCCACACCUUCUCCCUGUACCAGAGUCACCUGUACAGACACAACUCCCAGGAGAGCCUGCAGUCCAACAACCCACAACAGAUCACUGACCUGAACAGGCGCAUGUCGGCUGUGGAGUCUCUGCUGAACCGACUGGAGCAGAAAGUCACCUCCACUCCUGACCAGCUCUCUCUGCAGACCCAGACUCCCAGCAGCGUGUCCCCUGUGCCCGAUUGGGAGGUUGAACUGGAAGAGCAACAACUCAGACAGAAACUGAGCGAAAUGACCAACAAUAUCAGUGACCACAGCCUCAGUGACGAAGACGAAGAGGAGGAGGAGAACCAGACCAGCCGCCCUCUGUCCUCCCUGGACAUCCCGGCCUGGAGAAGCCCUCUGCAGGGGGACGCUUUCAUCAGCAGGAUUCCUACCAGACCCUCCUCCAGACUCAGCAGUGUCAGCAUGGGGGUCAAAACUGAGGAGAACGCACAGCAACAAGGAGAAGAGGCCAAGAUACCCCAGUUCUCUGACAGCCUGGACCGUAAGUCUGCGUCUCUCAGAGGGUCCACGGCUCUUCUGUUCGAGCUCGAAGAUAAAGUGGCUCAGGCAGCGGCCGAUGUCCAGAACACACAGAGUCAGGUCUCCUACAUAGAAAACAAGAUAGCUGCGCUGAACGCUGCUGGAAUGCCCAUCGACAAAAGGAGGAAGUCCGCGAUCCCAGUCCAGACUCGGAGACUGUCCCAGAACUAUCCCACAACUCAAGCCGACAGGUUUGUGAGGAACUGCAGCUACAGGGGGUCUCUGACUCAAAGGAACCCAGUCCAGAAGCCCCAACCUCAGGCAAAGUGUGCGAAGCCGGUCAUGACUCAGGCCUCAUAAGACGUCGUCUCAGUGUGAUCUGAUGGGGCUCAUUUUCAGAGGGACUUCAGAGAAAUGUGGAACAAGACAUUUUAAAAGUAUUUUCCUUCGUUAAAACUGGACCUGAUUUCUCUGUCUUUUUAUUCGCACAUUGAAUCCAGUCAAACACAAGGUGCAGUUUCAUAAUAACUACACCUUAUUUAGCCUUAAUAAAGCAUGAAGAAAGCCUGAACACAUAAUGAAUAC